Messenger RNA from Gongylonema pulchrum, 264 nucleotides. NCBI's taxonomy places the organism in Eukaryota, Metazoa, Nematoda, Chromadorea, Rhabditida, Gongylonematidae. The record is from the annotation of a GenBank genome assembly.
CACAAUCUAUCAAUGUUCAAUAAGAUGGAGUUGCGCCAGGAGGAAAAAAUCGUUGAUGUCUAUCGAGAAAACAGCCGUGCGGAACUAACGCGCUGUAUCACUGCAGUGAAUCGAUUGUUGGAACGAGUGUGCUUACUGAAAGAGCUGUGGCCCGAAGUAACGGUGUUAGAAAAUAUUAUACAGCAAUCACAAAAAUUAUUUUCAUUCUCUGUAUCAGUGCCGCAAAUGCAAUUAUCAGCAUUUUUGGAGCGUUUACUGGGUUAG